AUGUUAGCUGAACGACUAGUUUAUGAACGAAGCGCCUCAGUUGACUAUGAAAAAAUGAUGAUUACAGAAUUUCAAAAAGAAUGUGGACACAUGUAUACAUUAAAAUUAAAUAAAAUGAUUGAAAAUUUUUGUUUGAAAGAAAACUUGAUGAAAAAAUAUCAAGAACACUGCGAAAAUCAGCAAUCACUAUUCAAUUUUUCAUGUAUGGUACUUGCUACAAACUUAUGGCCUUUUUCUGUUAUAUCCGACUUCAAUCUACCAUUUGAACUUGCGUCUUCGAUUGAUAAUUUCAUUCAAUUCUACUGUCAUCAACAUAACAAACAAAAACUUACAUGGCUUUAUCAAUAUUCAAGAGGUGAACUACAUGCCUAUUUUACUAAAUCGACAUAUGUACUGCAAGUAUCAGCUUAUGAAAUGGUCAUUCUACUUUUAUAUAAUAAUUCAUUAGAAUGGACAAUUGAGCAAAUCUACAAAAAGACACAUAUUAAGACUGAUAUUUUGAUGGAAAUUUUGUAUAUUCUUAUUAAAAGUGAUCUAUUAACAUGUUUGCAAAUUAGAAAAGAAGAUUUAAAGGAGAAAAAUCUCCAAAUGGGACAUAUGAUUCGAUUAAAUGAUAAUUUUACAAGCUUUGAUUCAAUUCUCACUUCAUUUCGACAACCAUUUUGGUUAAGCGAAAAACGUUGGCUAGUAACUUGUGAUUAUAUUAUGGAAUUGAAAACAAUCGCUCUCUAUACAAUACCAAUGCGUACAGAUGACAAAGAAAAAAUAAUAAGAUAUAAAGCAUCAUCAACGAAUACUGGAUGUUUUCUAACAAGAAUCUGGAAAAAUACGAUUGAUUUCGUUGAAGAUGAGACAAUCACGACACUCAAACUUUCAGUGUGUCCAGCUGGAACUGUUAGUAAUCGACGAGAAAGAUUUUACAAUUUCUAUGAACGGCCACUACCAGCUGAACGUUUUCGAUUGGAUCAGAAGAUUGGACCACAACAUCUAGCAGAUGCAUUUAAAAAUUGCUCGACGAAUUUUUGUGGAACUACAUUUACUGUGAUUUGUGAUACAUGGAUAACAGAAAUUGAACUCUCAUCAAAUCAUAUUAGAAAUGAUGGGAUGAAAUAUCUGGCAAGUGCAUUGAAAAACAACAAGACUCUCAAGGCACUCUAUCUUCAAUGGAAUUUUAUUGGAGAUCUUGGAGUACAGUAUCUAGCAGAUACAUUACAAGUCAAUACGACAAUCACAACACUUCAUCUUGCAUGGAAUAUAAUUACAAAUGUUGGAGUAAGAUACUUAGCUGAUGCUUUAAAAUGCAACACAACAUUAACAACAUUGAAUCUUGUAUCGAAUAACAUUUUUGAUGAUGGAAUAAAAGAUUUAGCAGACGCACUAAUCAUAAAUACAACGCUCACAACACUUCAUCUUGGAUCGAAUGUAGUCGGAAAUGCUGGCGCACAGUACUUCGCUAAUGCAUUAAGACAUAACAAGACACUUACAUCACUUCAUCUCGGAUCAAAUAAAGUUGAAGAUGAAGGAGCAAAGCAUCUAGCAGAUGCAUUAGAAAGCAAUAUAACACUUACGAUGCUCUAUAUAAAUUUUAAUAAAAUCGGAGAGCAUUGGAUGAAACAUAUUGCUUCUGCAGUAGAAAAAAAUAAAGUCAGAGAAACAGUCAUUUCAUCAGGUUAA
Rotaria sp. Silwood1 is the source of this 1674-nucleotide messenger RNA. The record is from the annotation of a GenBank genome assembly. NCBI's taxonomy places the organism in Eukaryota, Metazoa, Rotifera, Eurotatoria, Philodinida, Philodinidae.